AAACAAUGCCCCCUUCUUGCUUACUCCGUCGUAAUUCGCUCACUUCCGCACAUUCUUAUGAGGUUUCGGUUUUAAAGUCCACCCGCUUUCACAUCAGUGUUUGGUUUAGUUGUCACUACUUAUGUUGAUCUGGACCUUGACAUGGAAUAUGAGUGUGUCUUAUCGACUCAUUAAUAUCAAUUAAAGCAAAGCCAUGGCUUUAAAUAGAGGAGCUAUUGGAUUUUUCCUAAAGAUUACUUGUCUACUUUUAUUGCUGACUGGCAUUACAGGUCUUGGUGGUUCAUUCUUGCUGCAUAAAUACAGAGUUUACGGCCUAUUUUUUAGCAACCUUUAUAUAAUUUUCCCUGCAUUGCUGGCUGUUAUCAGUGGAGCUGUUCUCUUCAUCACUGGAAGCAUUGGCUGUCUGGUGUCCAGCAAAAAACCUUCAUGUGGACACGGACUGUUUGUUUAUUUCCUCAUUAUUGUGUUUUGCGUUGUGGGUACCACUGCUGCAUUGGCAUACUUUUAUCAGGGAAAGCUUGAUGCAGAGUUGGCUCCCCUUAAAGAUGUGUUUCAGAACUACAGUAAUAACAGUCAAGAUCCUGAAACCAAAGCAGUGGAUGGCCUCCAGAGUGAGUUGCAGUGUUGUGGUGUCAUGAACUACACGGAUUGGUUGCAAACACCAUGGUUUAAUCACAGUGGGAAAUAUGAAGUUCCUCAAAGCUGCUGCAACACAACCUUUCACUCAUGCAAUGGGACUUUAGAUGCACCCAUGCUUCUCUAUAAUGAGGCCUGUCAGAUUAAACUUAAGGAGCUAUUACUACUUGUGGUGCACAUCAUCCACAUAACAUCUUUGGUGGUUCUUGUUUUGCUGGUAUUGUCUUGGAUUACAGUGGGACAGCUAAUGAGAUAUCCUGUCCCGCAAGAGUAUCGAAUUCUGGACCAAGACUAAAAACCUCCAAAUAUUCUUCAAACAAUAUUCCCAAAUGCCUGCAUAUUACAUUUUUAAUGUAUUUUGAUAUAUCCCUUGUUAUUAUCUAUUCUAAUAUAUAACACUCCGCGUUUUCCUGAAUUUCCAAGGUGUGACUAUUCACAAUGUAUAUUUUUAUAGAUGUUUCUAUUUACACACAAAGGCAUUUUACUUUGCACAAUAAAAUAGAUACAACUGAAUAA
Messenger RNA from Danio aesculapii, 1152 nucleotides. RefSeq names its product tetraspanin 37 (gene tspan37). Bases 194 to 931 code for a protein of 245 amino acids. The transcript is spliced from 7 exons. The record is from RefSeq and is a predicted model, not a curated record. NCBI's taxonomy places the organism in Eukaryota, Metazoa, Chordata, Actinopteri, Cypriniformes, Danionidae. Gene Ontology annotation, cellular component: membrane.